This is a messenger RNA of Lindgomyces ingoldianus, 1132 nucleotides long. RefSeq names its product proteasome subunit beta type-1 precursor. NCBI's taxonomy places the organism in Eukaryota, Fungi, Ascomycota, Dothideomycetes, Pleosporales, Lindgomycetaceae. The coding region runs from base 111 to 905 and encodes 264 amino acids. The record is from RefSeq and is a predicted model, not a curated record. Gene Ontology annotation, cellular component: proteasome core complex. The transcript has 2 exons.
CAAUAACCAACUUCACCUUACCAACCUCUCCAGGUCCCUUCUCUACCCAACUCCUUCUCACCCCAUCCCACUGACCUCUUCCAUCUCCCAACCUUUCUACGUUACCCACAAUGGCCGCCGUCUUCUCCGGAGCGCCUCCACAAGGCGGUCCAGGCUAUUCCUUCUCACAGACCCCUAAAGCAGCUCCAUCUGGCGAACGACAACAUGGCUUCUACCCCUACACGGACAAUGGCGGCUCCACGCUCGGCAUCUCCGGGGCAACCUUCACUAUCCUCGCAGGCGAUACACGCUCCACAUCCGGCUACAACAUCAACACACGGUGCGCACCCAAACUCUUCAAAAUCGGCGGCGAAGGCCCGGACAACAAAGGUGCGCGAAUAGUCCUAUCAGUUGUCGGCUUCGCCGCCGACGGUGAAGCGCUCAAAGAACGCCUCGACACCAUCGUCAAAAUGUACAAAUACCAGCACGGAAAGCCCAUGAGCGUGUCAGCCUGCGCACAGCGCCUGAGCCAUAUCCUGUACAACAAACGGUUCUUCCCAUAUUACGUGCACGCGAUCUUGGGGGGCUUGGAUGAAGACGGGAAGGGUGCGUUGUACUCGUACGAUCCUGUGGGAAGCUAUGAGCGGGAGCAGUGCAGAGCGGCGGGUGCGGCCGCGUCGCUGAUCAUGCCGUUCUUGGAUAAUCAGGUCAAUUUCAAGAAUCAGCAUGUCCCAGGAAGUGGGACGGGACAUGAGUUGCAGGCGAGGGUGGCGGUGCCGUUGCCGCAGCCGGCAGUGGAGGGUUUAGUGAGAGAUGCUUUUACGAGUGCUGUGGAGAGGCAUAUUGAAGUUGGUGAUGAGUUGCAGAUGAUGAUUAUUACGAGGGAUGGCGUUGAAGAGACUUAUACGCCGUUGAAGAAAGACUAGGGGUGAUGGAUGGUUGGACGGCAAUGCGGCGAAAGGGGAUGUAGUGAGGUGGAGGAUCCGGUAAGUGAUGAAUAUGUAUAAAUAGCAUACCAUGGUGCUGGACAGGAGUAUGGCACAACCCCGUUUAAGGUUAUACAACUUGAGCGGCUCUUCGGCCUGGAAAGGUAACUCUCGAGAAAAUCUCAAGGGCCAAAUGCCUAUCCACUUUCGUAACAAAUAACAAUAAC